Cynocephalus volans (Philippine flying lemur) is the source of this 575-nucleotide messenger RNA. RefSeq names its product arginine-hydroxylase NDUFAF5, mitochondrial. Lineage: Eukaryota; Metazoa; Chordata; Mammalia; Dermoptera; Cynocephalidae. Gene Ontology annotation, cellular component: mitochondrion. The transcript has a single exon. The annotation marks the transcript as partial. The record is from RefSeq and is a predicted model, not a curated record. Gene Ontology annotation, biological process: mitochondrial respiratory chain complex I assembly.
ACACGUUUGACCUGGUGGUUAGCAGUUUAAGUUUGCAUUGGGUAAAUGACCUUCCUAGAGCACUUCAACAGAUUCAUUAUAUUUUAAAACCAGAUGGAGUGUUUGUUGGUGCAAUGUUUGGAGGCGACACGCUCUAUGAACUUCGGUGUUCAUUACAGUUAGCAGAAACGGAAAGGGAAGGAGGAUUUGCUCCACACGUUUCUCCUUUCACUGCCGUCAAUGACCUAGGACACCUGCUUGGGAGAGCUGGUUUUAAUACACUGACUGUGGACACUGAUGAAAUUCAAGUUAAUUAUCCUGGGAUGUUUGAAUUAAUGGAAGAUUUACAAGGUAUGGGUGAGAGUAACUGUUCUUGGAAUAGAAAAGCCCUGCUGCACCGAGACACGAUGCUGGCAGCCUCAGCGGUGUACAGAGAAAUGUAUAGAAAUGAUGAUGGUUCAGUACCUGCCACAUAUCAGAUCUAUUACAUGAUAGGAUGGAAAUACCAUGAUUCACAGGCAAGACCUGCUGAAAGAGGUUCCGCAACUGUGUCAUUUGGAGACCUAGGAAAAAUAAGCAAUCUUAUGUCACAGGAG